Molecule: messenger RNA, 1257 nt
Organism: Oryza brachyantha (malo sina)
Lineage: Eukaryota; Viridiplantae; Streptophyta; Magnoliopsida; Poales; Poaceae
Product: NAC domain-containing protein 67-like
Exons: 2
Coding region: 43-849 (268 amino acids)
Biological process (GO): regulation of DNA-templated transcription
Molecular function (GO): DNA binding
Source: RefSeq, a predicted model, not a curated record
UCCCAAAUCCAACGCAGCUAGCACACACGCACCCAAAUCCAAAUGGCGGCGAUGGCGCGGCGCGACGCGGAGGCGGAGCUCAACCUGCCCCCCGGCUUCCGCUUCCACCCGACGGACGAGGAGCUGGUGGCGCACUACCUCUGCGCGCGCGCGGCGGGGCGGCCGGCCCCCGUCCCCAUCAUCGCCGAGCUCGACCUCUACCGCCACGACCCCUGGGAGCUCCCCGCCCGCGCGCUCUUCGGCCGCCGCGAGUGGUACUUCUUCACGCCGCGCGACCGCAAGUACCCCAACGGCUCCAGGCCCAGCCGCGCCGCCGGCGCCGGCUACUGGAAGGCCACCGGCGCCGACAAGCCCGUCCUGCACGCCGGCAGGACGCUCGGGAUCAAGAAGGCGCUCGUCUUCUACAGCGGCAAGCCGCCGCGCGGGGUCAAGACGGAGUGGAUCAUGCACGAGUACCGCCUCGCCGACUCCGCCGCCGUCGCCAAGAAGAAGUCCGGCACUCUCAGGCUUGACGACUGGGUGCUGUGCCGGCUGUACAACAAGAAGAACGAGUGGGAGAAGAUGCAGCGGCAGAAGGCGGAGGACGCCGCCAUGGCGGCGCCGUCGCACUCGCCGGGGGAGACGCGGACCCCCGAGUCGGAGAUCGACAACGACCCGUUCCCGGAGAUGGACUCGCCGCCGGCCUUCAACGACGCCGGCGUGCCCCUCCUGCCGCCCAAGGAGGAGGCCCACGACGACGACUGGCUCAUGGGGAUGAGCCUCGACGACCUUCAGGGCCUCGGCUCACUGCUGCAGGACGACGACCUCUUCGAGCUCGCCCCGGCCAAGACGGAGCCGCCAUUCUUCUGAUCACUCUCUCUCUCCUGCAAGAAGACAUGUUCACUACUGUACAUAAAUUCAGAGUUUCAGACAUGUUCAGAAUUCAGAUGGUCUAUGAUUACUUGAUUAGUGUAUGGAUGUUAGUAGUUUUGUAGAGUAGUAGGGAUAUACUCCAAAUUGGAGAUUGAUCAAGAAUUUGAUUCUAAUGUGCCGAGUGUUACUCCUCAUCAUCAUCAGAGAUUCGGAGGUGUGUCAAAGACUCAAAGUGACAUUCUUUUUCCUUUUCUUUUGGUUGUGGGUUACUGUGUUGUACUCAUAGAUUUGUUUGUCAGAUGAUUAACUGAGGAUAAGCUCAUCAUUUGCAAAUUGCUUUCUGUUUGAUGAUUUGAAACAAGUUCAGUGAAUAACAUAAAAGUUCGAUACCAGCAAUGGAAUUGU